CUGUCGGACCUGUCAAAGACGAAAAUAAUUUUGACACCAGCUACUUUUUCACAACAUUCUGUAACGAAAAUGUUAAAUUUUUAAAAAUUUUGUGCUCAAAAGGUUUUGAUAAUUCUGCAUAAGGUCUAGAAUACGUUGAGUCUUUUUAUACACAAUCUACACAUCCAAAACUACAGUUAGAAUGGCCUAUCAAACAUUUUUACAGGAAUACAUGCAAAUACCGAUCGUCACUCGAGUGUAUACAUCGACUUGUGUGAUUACAACUUUGGCAGUGCAUCUAGAAGUUGUGUCGCCGUUCCAGUUGUAUUUUAAUCCGACACUCAUCUUACGACAGUACCAGCUAUGGAGACUGGCAACGACAUUCCUGUUCUUUGGAACGAUCGGAUUUAGUUUUCUAUUCAAUAUGAUAUUCACCUAUCGAUACUGUCGCAUGCUGGAAGAGGGCUCAUUUCGUGGACGAAGCUCCGAUUUUGUGAUGAUGUUUGUGUUCGGUGGAGCGUUAAUGAUUAUAUUUGCUUUUUUUGUAAAUCUACUAUUUCUCGGCCAAGCAUUUACAAUAAUGCUGGUGUAUGUGUGGUCACGUCGAAAUCCGUUUAUCCGAAUGAACUUUUUCGGUUUGUUGAACUUUCUGGCACCGUACUUGCCAUGGGUGCUAUUAGGCUUUUCCGUUAUACUGGGCAAUACGAUUUGGGUGGAUUUAAUGGGAAUGGCCGUUGGACACAUCUACUACUUUUUGGAGGACGUUUUUCCAAAACAACGAGGUGGCAUGAGAAUACUGAAGACUCCGCUAUUUUUAAAGAAAUUAUUCAACGAGCAUAUGGAUGAUCCAAACUAUGUACCACUUCCAGAGGAACGUGAACGUCCUGGUGGCUUUAAUUGGGGCGGUGAAGGAUUGAACGCACAACAGCCAAACCAGCGACCUGAACAACAACAACAACCACAACAGCCGGCACCAAACCAAUAGAAUCGUGAAUUCUCUUCCAUUGAAUAAAAUCAGUUGGAAUUCCCGUUUAUUUUUAUUGAUUGUAACGUUAGUGUUGCAUACAUUGUUUUCAUUUUUUAUAAUUUUUUUUUCUCUCUUUUCUUUUGUUAUUUAAAAAUGAAGAAGAAACCAUAACGGAUUAUCGGCAGCUUUCCAAAAAUGACCAAAUACAAGAGUCCUUCUUUUCUAUUUUAUAGAUAAAUGAUUAUGGGUGUGAUGUUAUUCGAAAAUAAUGAAUAUUGAAUAUA
Bradysia coprophila is the source of this 1230-nucleotide messenger RNA. It is a transcript of the gene Der-2, whose product is annotated as Derlin 2. The record is from RefSeq and is a predicted model, not a curated record. Lineage: Eukaryota; Metazoa; Arthropoda; Insecta; Diptera; Sciaridae.